UUGAUCUGCGCUUUCUCUCCUUCCAGCAGCAGCAGUGCUCUCUCCUCCUCGCCUUCAUCUAACUCCUCUGAAGCCGCCGCCGCCGCCGCCGCCGCACUCCUCUCCGCCGCUCGUUCGUUAAUCCGAUUGGAUUGCAGCGGUGCAGCCGAUUUGCUUGUAUCUCUGCUGGCGCGGACUCCGGCGGCAAGUCGCCUUCAACGUGAGGAAGAAGAUACUACUGACAGGUUAAGCCAUCUUCCAGAGCCGAUUCUCCAUCACAUCCUUUCGUUCAUGGACACCAUAUCUGCCGUUCAAACCUCGGUGUUGUCUCGGUCAUGGAACCGGGUGUGGAAACAUGUCCCUGUCCUGGAUCUGUGCCGCCUUUCCUUCUACGAGUAUUCGAGUUUCCUGUUGUUUGUGUCUAAGGUUUUGGACCUCCGCUAUGACCUUAGUCUCCGCAAGGUGAGCUACAUGGACAACUAUAGACAUAGGCAUGAGAGGGUCGACGGAGAUGAUGGAAGGGACGCAUUGAUCACGGAGUUUCGAGAUGUUGGUAUGUGCAUGGAGGUCAUCCAAUAUGCUUUAUCCCAUGAUACUCAGCAUUUGGUGAUCAACCUGGACAAUGAGUACAAGGAUGUCCAUCAGAGUGACAGAUUUACGGGGUUGUUCGGGGAAAUCGUGAACUGCAACCUCAAAACUCUAGAACUAAAGUAUGUCUGCAUCGACGAUGGUCUUCGAUCUCGUGGUUUUCGUAUGCUGACGACUUUGAGGUUGCAUCUUUGCUCUCUGGCUUCUGACCAAUAUGAGGACUUCUUUUCGAACUUUCCCUCUCUGCGGAAUUUGGUCCUGACUGUUUGCCAGCCUUGGGACCACGGCAACUCCAUCCAGGAUGGAAGGGGUCUUAAGAUAUCUGGACCCCAAUUGAUUUACCUGAAGUUGGAUUUUAUGGUGUGUUACAAGAUGGAGAUAUCUGCACCAAAACUCAAAUUCUUCAGUCUUGUGCAUAACUUGGAAUCCCUGGUAUCCAUCAAGUUAAGCCUUCCUUCCCUCCAUCAUGCUGCUAUCGGGGUGCAGGAUUGGGACUAUUUCAUGCUGGACAACAAGGAAUGUGGGGCGCAACGUUUCAUGUCUUUGUUCCAAGGUUUGAAUAAUGCGACAUAUCUCUCGCUGGAGUACUUCACCCUCAGGGCACUGAGGAAAGUUUCUGAGGUUCUGGAACAACAAAAGUCCUCCCCCUUCACGAGAUUGAAGUCGUUGAUCGUGAAGACUUUUCUUGGACGAGACGAAGUACCUGACGAACUGGUUCAUUACUUUCUUAAAGGCUCGUCUAGUAUGAACCCAGAAGUUGAGUGUAUUAGGCCCUGUCAUGAAUUUGUUCAAGUAGUAUUGAAUUCAGCAGUAGUUGCAUCCCAGAUGGGGAAAAAAAAUAGGAAAAGGCGCAGAGGAGAAGAAGUAGAAGAAGAUAGUACUAAUGACAGAUUAAGUAGUCUUCCAGAGCCCAUUCUUUAUCACAUCCUUUCGUUCCUCGACACCAAAUCGGCCGUUCAGACCUCAGUAUUGUCUCGGUCAUGGAACAGAGCGUGGAAACAUGUCGAUGUCCUCAACCUGAGCAGCCUUUCCUUUCGGCGGUACAAACGUUUUCGAAGGUUUGUGUUUAAGGUUUUGUCUCUCCGCUAUAAGCUCAAUCUCCGCAAGGUGAGCUACAUGGACAACGAUGAUACAGAUGUUAGUAUUUGUGUAAAGGUUAUCAAAUAUGCUUUAUCGCAUGCUGCUCAACAUUUGGUGAUCAAUCUGCACAAUGAGUAUAAAGAUGUCUCUGCAAGAUUUACGGAUUUGUUCGGCACAGUCUUGAACUGCAACCUCAAUACUCUAGAACUAAGAUAUGUCUGCAUCGACGAUGGUCUUGGAUCUUGUGGCUUCGGAAUGCUGACAACUUUAAGUUUGAAAUAUUGCUCACUGGCUGCUGAUCAACAUAACGACUUCUUUUCUAACUUUCCGUCUUUGAAGAAUUUGGUCUUGACUUCCUGCGAACCUUUGGAUGACGACCCUAUUAGUGAUGUGGUGCUCAAGAUAUCGGGACGCCAGUUGGUUAGCCUUAAAUUGGACCAUAUGAUUUGGCUCAAUGUGGAAGUAUUUUCUCCAAGGCUAAAAUUCUUCAGUCUUCGGCAUUAUUUGGGCGCCCUGCAAUCCACCAAGUUAAGCUUGCCUUCUCUCGAUCAUGUUGCUAUUAGUGUCGGUGACUGUGUUGACUUUGGUGACGACUGGCAUUUGAAAGAUAACCGGGAAUGUGGGGCACAACGUUUCAUCUCCUUGUUCCAAGGUUUGACUAAUGCAACAUCUCUCAUGCUGGAUAACGCCACCAUCCAGGCAUUGAGUCAAAUUUCUGAGUUUCUGGAACAGCAACCCUCUCCCUUUGCAAGAUUGAAGUCCUUGAUCGUGAAAGCCGAGGUUGGCCAUGUACCUCACAAACUGGUCGAUUACUUUCUUAAAGGGUCAUCUAGUAUGAAACCAAACCUUGAGUAUGUGUAGCUCUAUUAUAAUCUAUUUCCUGAUAUUAUCUGAUCGUGGUUCGCCAAUAGCUUAUUAUGCUUACUCUUCAGAUCAUUUGCCAGUAGGUCAUGGGUUUGUCGAAGCAAUUGAUUUAAGCUGCUCAAAUUGAUUUGACUGGCUUAUGUACCCUAGGUCGGGUUGGCAACAUUGUCAGCUUGAGGUGGGACUUAUGCGGACAGUACUUCAGCUUCGUAUUCUUGGUUUCUCAUCUACUUCACUCUUUCCCCCUAGACUACUCUGUUUUUGCCUCAGUUAUGGACUUAGUACUUAUGGUACCAGCCUAUAUCAACUAUCUUAACAAACUCAUGACGCCUAUGUGUUAAUGUGAAAAUGGCAGAUGGAGUGCUUUGAAUGGUUGAUAUGUGCCAAUGUAACAGUACCUGAGUGGUUAUGUCCUUCCUAUGUUGUUUUGCUGCAUAUGGCCAUCAUAUAGAGCAUGGUAAUCGACUAUGGUAAAUCAUUAAGACUCCGAAGCUUGAGCUGCAGCGUCAAGUUGGAGAACGUUGCUUGUGCAUUUGUUUGUUGUUGGCAGUUUUAUUGUCCAAGUAACUAAGUUGGAUCCUAUUUCACUCGCUAUUUUUGAAGCGGCUUCGCUCUAUUUCUUUCAGGUAUACUUUUAGCUGAUCGAUGUAAAAUGGUUCAUCCGAGGUAGUGUCGCGAAACAUUUUACCAGUCUUUGUUUCUUUGUAGCCACUAAAGAUGAUUUCUGGGUUCAUAUUCCAAGUGAUUGAAAUCAUUAGCUAACGAUUGACUUGAC
Molecule: messenger RNA, 3286 nt
Organism: Linum tenue
Lineage: Eukaryota; Viridiplantae; Streptophyta; Magnoliopsida; Malpighiales; Linaceae
Source: the annotation of a GenBank genome assembly